This is a messenger RNA of Girardinichthys multiradiatus, 1232 nucleotides long. RefSeq names its product claudin f (gene cldnf). Gene Ontology annotation, cellular component: plasma membrane; bicellular tight junction. Gene Ontology annotation, biological process: bicellular tight junction assembly; cell adhesion. The transcript has a single exon. The record is from RefSeq and is a predicted model, not a curated record. The coding region runs from base 111 to 857 and encodes 248 amino acids. Lineage: Eukaryota; Metazoa; Chordata; Actinopteri; Cyprinodontiformes; Goodeidae. Gene Ontology annotation, molecular function: structural molecule activity.
UCACAUUCUGUGGCAAACACCUGAUGAGAGAGCCGUGUCACUCUGAGAGGAAUCCAUAGCUGCAGCGCUAAGAAACUACUCACUCCUGCCGUGGACGAAGCAUCUUCACCAUGGGGAGGGUUAUCAAGGAAGUGUCAGGUCAGGUAUUAAGCUUCAUAGGCCUGCUCUUGGCUGCAGUGUCCUGUGGUGUCCCCAUGUGGAGAGUGACCUCCUACGUUGGAGCCAACAUUGUAACAGGUCAGAUCGUCUGGGACGGACUGUGGAUGAACUGUGUGAUGCAGAGUACGGGUCAGAUGCAGUGCAAGCUCAACGAGUCAUUGAUGAGGCUGUCGCAGGAUCUGCAGGCCGCCCGAGCGUUAGUCGUCAUCUGCCUGCUCUGUGGCUUCGUCGGCUUCAUGAUCACAUUUAUUGGUGCCAAGUGCACCAGCUGCCUGAAGAAAGAUGCUAGUAACGCCACUGUGGUGAUCAUAGGUGGGUGUCUCAUCAUUCUCGCUGCAAUCCUGAUCCUGGUCCCUGUCUGCUGGUCUGCAGCCAUCAGCAUCUCAGACUUCCAGAGCGUCUUGACCAUCGAGACACAGAAGAGGGAAAUUGGAGGUUCUAUCUACAUCGGUUGGGCUUCAGCGGCAUUUCUUCUGAUUGGAGGGAUCAUCCUGACCACAUCAUGUCCUCCCAACAAGCCCGUAAUUCCAGGAUAUGGAGCACCGAUGUACCCCUAUGGACCAGCAAACACAGCAGUAUAUGCUCCAGUGUAUGCUCCUCCAGGCAGCCAGCCGUACACCGGUACUUACUCUGGGACUUAUGCACCUGCCAAACCUUACGCAGCACCAACCACAUACUCUCCUCGGCAGUAUCUUUAAAACUAAAGGGACAGACAGAGCACAGAGACUAAAUGUCCACUAGGGCUUCAUGAACUUGAGUUGCCAUUGUAUAAUACAAUUGUAUCAAAAUAUAUGUAUUUUUAGAAGAUGUUAUGUAAGCCACCAAAAUGUGAUGUAGUGUGAUCAAUAACUAUGAUUCCAAUCUGAUUUCUGUUUUGGUUGGUUUAUUGUUUCAAAGUAGAAAUCAUUGACAAAGGAGGAAUGUUGUUCCUUCUUGAGCAACUAAUAAUAACUUUUCAUAAGGAAACUACUCUCCAUGUAUUUAUUCUUCUGAACACACAGCAGACUUGCUUUGAUUUAUUGUUUGUUUUCUGAAAAACAAAACAACUUCAAUAAAAUAAUUGUGCAUUUUUA